GUUACCAUAACGACCAGAAGACGCUGCACUGGCUACAGGACUAAAACGAAAGUGAGCCGAGUCGUCCGGUGAUGGAAACCCAAACUUCGCCCCAGGCCGAGGUGGCCGAGCUGGAGCUUGAGGCGGUGAUCGGCUUCAAUGGACAUGUACCCGGUGGUCUGAAAUGCCAUCCUGACCAGGAGCAUCUGAUUUACCCUCUGGGUUGCACGGUCCUCAUUCAGUCGAUAAAUACGAAUGAGCAGAAUUUCCUACAUGGCCAUGGUAACAAUGUCUCCUGUGUGGCCAUCUCCAAGAGUGGAAUUUACCUUGCCUCCGGACAAGUCACCUUCAUGGGCUUUAAGGCAGAUAUCAUUUUGUGGGAUUAUAAGAAAAGGGAGCUGGUUGCUCGGCUGUCUCUUCACAAGGGCAAAAUUGAAGCUCUGGCCUUUUCGCCAAAUGAUUUGUACUUGGUGUCGCUAGGAGGACCAGAUGACGGAAGUGUGGUGGUGUGGAGCAUAGCCAAGAGAGACGCCAUCUGUGGCAGCCCUGCAGCCGGCCUUAAUGUUGGCAAUGCCACCACUGUGAUCUUCUCACGCUGCCGGGAUGAGAUGUUCGUUACCGCUGGAAAUGGCACAAUUCGAGUAUGGGAAUUGGAUCUCCCAAAUCGAAAAAUCUGGCCAACAGAGUGCCAAACAGGACAGAUGAAAAGAAUAGUGAUGAGUAUUACAAUGGCCGAUGAUGAUAGCUUUUUCUACCUGGGCACCACAACUGGAGACAUUCUCAAAAUGAACCCCAGGACUAAACUGCUGACGGACGCCGGCCCCUUGAAGAACAAAUUUAGUCUGGGGGUGUCAGCUGUCAAGUGCCUGAAGACGGGGGGUCUGUUGUUGGGCUCUGGAGCUGGACUGCUGGUCUUCUGUAAAAGCCCCAGCUACAAAGUUAUCAAGAGAAUUCAGUUACAGGGUGGCAUCACUUCCAUCACACUUCGAGGCGAAGGACACCAGUUUUUUGUAGGAACAGAAGAAUCACACAUUUAUCGUGUCAACUUCACAGAUUUCAAAGAGACUCUCAUUGCUACUUGUCACUUUGAAGCUGUCCAGGAUAUUGUCUUUCCAUUUGGCACUGCUGAGCUGUUUGCUACCUGUGCCAAGAGAGACAUCAGAGUGUGGCACAUGUUGUCCAACAGGGAGCUGCUGCGGAUCACUGUGCCCAACAUGACCUGCCACGGCAUUGAUUUCAUGAGAGAUGGGAAGAGCAUCAUUUCAGCGUGGGAUGAUGGUAAAAUCCGAGCCUUCGCCCCAGAGACAGGCCGGCUGAUGUAUGUCAUUAACAGUGCUCACAGGAUCGGAGUGACCGCCAUCGCUACCACGAGUGACUGUAAAAGGGUCAUCAGUGGCGGUGGGGAAGGAGAGGUGAGGGUGUGGCAGAUAGGUUGCCAGACCCAGAAGCUGGAAGAGGCCCUGAAGGAACACAAGUCGUCUGUGUCCUGCAUCAGAGUGAAGAAGAAUAACGAGGAGUGCGUCACGGCCAGCACGGAUGGGACUUGCAUCAUUUGGGAUCUUGUGCGUCUUAGGAGGAACCAGAUGAUCCUGGCUAAUACCUUAUUUCAGUGUGUUUGUUAUCACCCUGAAGAGUUCCAGAUCAUCACCAGUGGAACAGACAGAAAGAUUGCUUACUGGGAAGUAUUUGAUGGGUCCGUCAUCAGAGAGUUGGAAGGUUCCUUGUCUGGAUCAAUAAAUGGUAUGGAUAUCACAGUGGAAGGAGUGCAUUUUGUUACAGGUGGAAAUGACCAUCUGGUGAAAGUUUGGGAUUAUAAUGAGGGAGAAGUGACUCACGUUGGGGUGGGACACAGCGGCAACAUCACGCGCGUCCGGAUAAGCCCAGGCAAUCAGUACAUUGUCAGCGUAAGUGCCGAUGGGGCCAUCCUGAGAUGGAAGUACCCCUAUACCUUGUGAAGCCACUUGGACCACCUGGAGCCACGCCCCACACAGUUAUGUUGAAGACUGAGCUUAGGUAACUCCAAGAUUGGUCUAGAUUUCUCACCCCAGUGUUUUCGUUCUUUAGCCAAACUAUUUUCUGUAUAAUUUUCUCCUUCGUAGAAUGCAUUUUACAGUCUUAAAUUUUAUAUUAAAAUUGAAAUGUGCUCAAGAACAAUUUCUCCAGACUGUAAUUAAAACUUUUUUUUAUUGUGAAUAAAUUCUACUUAUUUGUUUCCUGU
This is a messenger RNA of Trichechus manatus latirostris (Florida manatee), 2197 nucleotides long. RefSeq names its product cilia and flagella associated protein 52 (gene CFAP52). The coding region runs from base 72 to 1934 and encodes 620 amino acids. The record is from RefSeq and is a predicted model, not a curated record. The transcript is spliced from 14 exons. Lineage: Eukaryota; Metazoa; Chordata; Mammalia; Sirenia; Trichechidae. Gene Ontology annotation, molecular function: protein binding.